This is a messenger RNA of Endocarpon pusillum Z07020, 1551 nucleotides long. RefSeq names its product Eukaryotic translation initiation factor 2 subunit gamma. The coding region runs from base 1 to 1551 and encodes 516 amino acids. The transcript has 3 exons. Gene Ontology annotation, cellular component: cytosol; eukaryotic translation initiation factor 2 complex. Gene Ontology annotation, biological process: formation of translation preinitiation complex; positive regulation of translational fidelity. The record is from RefSeq and is a predicted model, not a curated record. Lineage: Eukaryota; Fungi; Ascomycota; Eurotiomycetes; Verrucariales; Verrucariaceae. Gene Ontology annotation, molecular function: GTP binding; tRNA binding; translation initiation factor activity.
AUGGCUACAAAUGGCGAUUUCUCGGACGACGAGUCGCAACCUGGCUCUCCCGCCCCAGAAGAAGUGCAGAAUGGCGAGCAUGACGAGCAUGACGAGAUAGAAGAUAUUUCAGAAAAGCCUAAGUCAGCGCUGAAGAAGACUCCACCAUCUGAGCCCUUAGCAGAAGUCAAACGACCUCCUCUACCUGAGCAACCAGAUCCAGAAGACCUUGACCUACAGUCGUUGACGCCACUUUCUCCUGAAAUCAUCUCCCGACAAGCUACAAUCAACAUCGGGACUAUCGGCCAUGUGGCGCAUGGCAAAUCCACAGUCGUGAAAGCUAUCUCCGGUGUGCAGACCGUCCGGUUCAAGAAUGAGCUGGAAAGAAAUAUUACCAUCAAGCUAGGAUAUGCAAACGCAAAGAUCUACAAAUGUGACAAUUCAGAGUGUCCCAGGCCGACAUGCUACAAGAGUUUUAAGAGUGAGAAAGAGGUGGACCCACCAUGUGACAGAGAAGGCUGCACUGGCACAUACCGAUUACUGCGACAUGUCUCAUUUGUUGAUUGUCCAGGGCAUGACAUUCUCAUGAGUACCAUGUUGUCAGGUGCGGCUGUCAUGGAUGCUGCUCUUUUGCUUAUUGCUGGGAACGAGACCUGUCCUCAGCCUCAAACCUCAGAACAUCUUGCAGCUAUUGAGAUUAUGAAGUUGAAGCAUAUCAUCAUUCUACAGAACAAGGUCGACCUGAUGCGAGAAGAGGGUGCACAGCAGCAUCACCAGUCAAUACUGGAUUUUAUUCGGGGAACCGUGGCCGAAGGCUCUCCCAUCAUCCCUAUCUCUGCCCAAUUGAAGUACAACAUCGAUGCCAUCAACGAAUACCUGGUUACCAAAAUUCCAGUUCCUGUUCGAGAUUUCCAAGCAGCUCCCCACAUGAUCGUGAUUCGAUCUUUUGAUGUCAACAAGCCGGGGGCCGAAAUCGAGGAUCUAAAGGGAGGCGUCGCAGGUGGGAGCAUCUUGACUGGCGUUCUCAAGCUUGGGGACGAAAUCGAAAUCAGGCCGGGUAUUAUCAGUAAAGAUGAGACUGGCCAAACCAUAUGCAGGCCUAUUAUGAGUCGCAUUGUUUCACUGUUUGCAGAACACAACGAUCUCAAAUUUGCUGUGCCUGGAGGUCUGAUAGGAGUUGGAACGCGCAUCGAUCCUACUCUCUGCCGUGCUGACCGACUCGUUGGGCAUGUUCUCGGGCUACGGGGCAAAUUGCCUGCUAUUUACAUCGAGCUCGAAGUCAACUUCUUCCUUCUUCGCAGAUUGCUGGGCGUCAAGACUGCUGAUGGCAAGCAAGCAAAGGUGGCCAAGUUAUCCAAAAAUGAAGUGCUGAUGGUCAAUAUUGGAUCGACCGCGACUGGUGCCAAAGUCAUGGGUGUCAAGGCGGAUGCGGCGAAGUUGACGCUGACCAACCCGGCUUGCACGGAGAUCGGAGAGAAAAUUGCUCUGAGCAGGAGGAUAGAGAAACACUGGCGGCUGAUUGGAUGGGCGAAUAUCGUGCAUGGCAAUACAAUUGAGCCUGCGAGCUCUUGA